AUGGUCGCAGACCUCAUCCGCGACUCGGCAUUCGGCCAUGUAGUCCGCCUUGUCUCUCGAGGCAAAUUAUUCCCCUACGAUGAAGAGAAGGACCCAGAACUUUGGAAAAAGUAUCUCAAUGAGAAGAAAUCGGGGCACGCGGCGUAUCAUGGAAGCACCGAGGCUCCCAAGGAAGAGGUUGACGAGUUGAAUCAAGCGCGUGGACUGCGUGCGCGCGAGGAAGGAAUGAAUUCAGAGUCAUCGUCGCAUACACAGAUUGCAGAGGGGUUCAAUGAAGCUAGUGGUGUGCGCGUGGAUGCUGAGAAGGGCAAGGAUGUUCAUGUCAUUGAUUGGUAUGGUGACAAUGAUCCGCAGAACCCGAGGAACUGGAGCCGUGGGAAAAAGUACUUCGUUACCGCUGAGAUCGUCCUCCUCACUUUCUCUGUCUAUAUUGGCAGCGCGAUAUACACGGCCGGUCUGCAAGACGUCAUGAUAAAAUUCGGCGUAGCUCAGGUCCCUGCUUUAUUGGGCUUGACGCUUUACGUUGCCGGCUAUGGGCUCGGGCCUCUGAUAUGGUCUCCCAUGAGUGAGGUGCCGCAAAUCGGGCGAUUGUGGGUGUACAUUGGAACACUUUUUGCCUUUGUGUUUCUCCAGUUCCCUGUCAUUUAUGCGAGCAACUUCGGCAUGAUGUUGGCGUUUCGCUUCCUGACUGGGUUUGUUGGAUCUCCGGCGCUCGCGACGGGUGGUGCUACCAUUGCUGACAUGUAUCGACCCAAAAAACAGGCCUAUGGCCUUGCUAUCUGGGGAAUUGGUGCAGUCUGUGGUCCCGUGUUAGGUCCGCUCGUAGGUGGCUUUGCUGUCAUGUCAAAGGGCUGGACGUGGACUAUUUGGGAGCUCAUGUGGCUCUCAGGUUCCACGUGGGUCGUUUUAUUUUUCCUCUUACCUGAGACGAGUUCACCAAAUAUCCUGCAUCGUAGGACUAAGAGGCUGAAAAAUCUAAGCGGCAACGACAAAUUGACUUGUGAACCGGAUAUGAUAUCUGCCGAAAUGAGUACCAAGGACGUCGUAAUGAUGAGUUUAGUCAAGCCCAUAACCCUCAACUUCACCGAACCCAUUGUUCUUCUCCUUAACCUUUAUAUUGCUCUAAUCUACGGUUUGCUCUACAUAUGGUUCGAGUCUUUUCCCCUCGUCUUUGUCGAGCUUUAUGGUUUUAAUCUCGGCCUGCAAGGCGUCGCCUUUCUCGGUAUCCUAGUUGGCACCUUUGUCGCCGUCGCCGUCAUCUUCGCGUGGAACUACUUUUAUCUCGAGAAGCAAUUCGACGACAAUGGCAACGUCGUUCCGGAAAAACGGCUCAUUCCUGCCAUGGUCGGAUGUUUCUUCGUCCCCAUCUGCCUAUUUUGGUUCGGCUGGUCGAGCCGCCCAAGCGUGCACUGGAUCGUCCCCAUCAUCGGCUCGAGUUUCUUUGGCAUCGCUUCCUUUUCGCUGUUCAACGCCGUGCUCCCGUAUCUCAGCGACGCAUAUCCGGAUUCCGUGGCCAGUGUGUUGGCGGGUAACGAUCUCAUGAGGAGUGCGUUUGGGGCGGGGUUUCCGCUUUUCGCGGGCGCAAUGUAUAAGAAUCUGGGAAUUGAUUGGGCGAGUAGUACGCUGGCGUUUUUGGGAAUCGCCUUUAUCCCGAUUCCGUUCGCGUUGUAUAAGUGGGGGAGGCAGAUUAGGAUGAAGAGUAAGAAUGCUAGGAAGGAUAUAUGA
Plenodomus lingam JN3 is the source of this 1725-nucleotide messenger RNA. RefSeq lists its product as uncharacterized. Lineage: Eukaryota; Fungi; Ascomycota; Dothideomycetes; Pleosporales; Leptosphaeriaceae. Gene Ontology annotation, cellular component: plasma membrane. The record is from RefSeq and is a predicted model, not a curated record. Gene Ontology annotation, molecular function: fluconazole transmembrane transporter activity. Gene Ontology annotation, biological process: xenobiotic detoxification by transmembrane export across the plasma membrane.